AGACAGUUGGAGAACACACUCACAGAGCUCAACACACUCUGAAAGAGAGAGAGGCACAUCUUCAUCGAGAUAUUCUUCACUCAUAGUUUUACUGGACAACAAGCUUCAAACUUCACAAAGCUGUCGUCUCCAAUCGCUAUGGACUGUCGAAACGAAGGAUGCAGUCAGCCACAGGACGAGGACAUCAUGGACAUUCCCCUUGAUGACCCAGCUGCAAACAAAGCUGCCGCUAAGAUUCAAGCUGGUUUCCGAGGUCACAUGACCAGGAAGAAAAUGAAGGAUGACAAGCCUAGAGAAGAGAAACAACGCGAGCCGAAGUAGCUAAGAAGAGCACCAUCACGACCGCCCAAUAGCACAUCACUGCAAUAACCAGAGCUCUUUUGUUUAUAAAGAACCCUUCAGUGUAUGAUAUGAAAGCAUUAAUGUACAUCUACAUGCAGAGUUUGCCACCCGACUGGCAGACUCACUCACACAUUCCUCUUCUUCCUUUAGCAUCUGAUUGGCUGUUUCUAACUUGAAACGGAUUCACAGCAUGACAUUAGCGAUUCAUUUUAUGAUAGAAACCUGUUUGUGAUCUGUCUGCUUUCGAAUCCUGAAGAGUUUUCUUCUUCCUCUUCUUCUUCUUCUUCUUCUUCUUCUUCUUCUUCUUCUUCUUCUUCUUCUUGUUGCUUCAAGCAAGGCGAGCCAAAUACUCUGUCUGGAGAUUUGUUGAUUUGUUUGAAGUUGUGCUUUACUUCUUUGGCUGUACUGAAUCUUACAAAUACACAAGUAUGCAUUUACUGGACGUUGAUGUUUUUUCUAGCAUAAAUUUUGUUUAUGCCUGUUUAAUAAAGCUAAUUAAGUUCCACAUA
This is a messenger RNA of Danio rerio (zebrafish), 851 nucleotides long. It is a transcript of the gene nrgna, whose product is annotated as neurogranin (protein kinase C substrate, RC3) a. Lineage: Eukaryota; Metazoa; Chordata; Actinopteri; Cypriniformes; Danionidae. The record is from RefSeq and is marked validated.